Messenger RNA from Culex quinquefasciatus (southern house mosquito), 1162 nucleotides. RefSeq names its product nuclear pore complex protein Nup93-1-like. Lineage: Eukaryota; Metazoa; Arthropoda; Insecta; Diptera; Culicidae. Gene Ontology annotation, cellular component: nuclear pore. Gene Ontology annotation, biological process: poly(A)+ mRNA export from nucleus; protein import into nucleus. The coding region runs from base 752 to 1081 and encodes 109 amino acids. The transcript is spliced from 2 exons. The record is from RefSeq and is a predicted model, not a curated record. Gene Ontology annotation, molecular function: structural constituent of nuclear pore.
UGUUCAAUAGUUGGCAAACGACUAGGGGCAGUUGAAAUAUCUACUUAUUUUCAUAGUUUUCAAUUGCAUUUCACCGUACAGCCCAUCCGUCGGAUUUUGAGGUUAGAAACACAAAGACGUCGAAAUGGAUUUCAGCGCUCUUCUCCAGCAAGCGCAAAAGCUAUCCCACGAUACUCAGGUCUCCGAUGACUUGCCGCGGGUCGAGCACACGCUGACGCAGGUGCUUCAAGCGACCCAGGAGCUGCACUCGCGCGUCUCCCAGACCGGCGCAUAGGACAUGCCGGCGUAAGUUUCGGUCUCAAUUUGAGGUGUUUGAGAUUUAAAGAGUAUUUUUCUUCCAGGCACAUUCUGCUCGGCCACAAGGGCCGAUGAUCUCGCAGAAGCUGGAGACGCUGAGCUCGCGCUAGACGUUCGAACCGUUGGAUCCGAUUUCGACGACGGACAUUCAGAGCUUCCUGCGCAACGAGAAGGAGAAUGCGAUUCUGUCCGUUAUCGAGGAGGUGCACAAGAACUCGUUGCAGGCGGCGCAGAACGCCAAGUGGGAGCACACGAUGAACGACUGGAAGCUGGAAAAGGUGAAGCUGAUGAACGCGUUGGUUGGUUCGUCGCAGAACUGGAUGGACAUCCGGAAGGGGCCGGAGCAGACAAUCUUGAACGAGAGCACGUUUGGCGGAAGGUCGUCGUUGAACAACCAGGAAAUGGCGUACGCUCGGGAGGUAUACGAAUACAACAAUUGAUCAACGAGGGUGCGAUGCGACCGUCGCUGGUUCAGCGGUUCGCCCAGGUUACGGAUGGGUUCAACGACUCGAAAGUUAGUGACAUCUGGGAGAUUAUGAAGUACAUGCCGAGCGUGAAACCCAGUCCGCGUACUCAGGAUCCUCUGCGAGCCCGUUGCACCCAGACGCAGUUUAUCGAGCAGGCCAAGCGAUAUCUGGAGAAUCGUUACAAUCUGUUCAUGCAAACGGUCAUUGCGGAACAUCUGCGGGACGCGCAACGCGGUGGAAUCCCCAGUAUUCUGAACCUGGUUGGAUCGUUCGUCGGAUUAAAGUUCGCCAACCAGAACCAAAACUUAUGCUUAUGAUGAAUAAUUGCGUAUCAAUUAAAGUGAUAAUAAGCUUAAUAAAAUUUUCUUAAAAGUAAAUUAAAAACAAACAUGAUAUAG